Molecule: messenger RNA, 1586 nt
Organism: Aspergillus versicolor CBS 583.65
Lineage: Eukaryota; Fungi; Ascomycota; Eurotiomycetes; Eurotiales; Aspergillaceae
Exons: 4
Coding region: 1-1158 (385 amino acids)
Molecular function (GO): hydrolase activity
Source: RefSeq, a predicted model, not a curated record
AUGCCCAUCCCCCCACUGCCAUACCCUAGCAAGCUCACAUAUCAUGAAAUCGCAAGUUUCACCUGGAAGGUCAUCGCAGCUUUGGGAGUUGGUGUCUACGCCGCCGUGAAGUUCCCAUUUACUGCAAACGACAAUACAAAGACUUUCCGGGCUUAUGUCUCGCAUGCCUUUCUAAGGCAAAUUACUAAAAGCCUAUCAAUACGCCAGAUCCAGUCAGUGAUCACUUUCAUUGUGAUUGUCAUGUUUGUUGAGAUGGUUAUGUCACUAACGCAUGCCAGACUCACAACAACAGGAACAUCGUACAAUGAAUUCGCCAAGUCAAGGGAAAUCGUUCCUUACACUUCCCACUGGGGAGAAACCGGUCAUGGCUUCUGGGUCGGCAGCAGCAGUGCGAAUUAUGUCCUCGUGUGGUUUCACGGCGGCAACUACUACUCGCCAGCACACCCAGCAUACUUUGACUACUUGAACGGUAUAGUGGAAACAGUGUGCCGCAGCAUAGGAAAUCAGUUCGCCGUUCUUGUCGCACCAUAUACAUUAGCUCCACACGCAAAGUAUCCGUGCCAAUUGCGCGAAGGGCUCGAUGUCCUGCGUUACCUGGUAGAAGUGGAAGCAAAAGAGCCUGGAAAGAUUAUUCUAGGAGGAGACUCCGCGGGGGGAAACCUGGUGCUUGGAAUUCUCUCCCACCUGUCCCAUUCUCAUCCUGAUCCGAGUAUUCCCGAGGGUCCGUAUAUACAAGAAGACUUGGCUGGUGCGCUGCUGCUGGUUCCUUGGGUGUCCUUUGACCAGACCUGGCCGUCUAUUGAACGGAAUGCCGAACGGGACUGUGUAUCCCUUGUCCCUUCAAGCGUUAGUGCGGAGAACUGGUUAGGAGAGAAGCCCCUGGAUUUCUAUAACGAGCCUUUGCGAGCGCCGGUGGAUUGGUGGAGUAAUAUAAAAGCAAGGCAGUUACUCGUUGUUGCUGGCGAAGAUGAUCUGAUGGUGGACUCGCAUGAAGCGUUUGCAGCAAAUCUCAAGAUAUCGAACCCUCACAAAACCGAGGUAGUUAUCGCACCCGGUGAAGGCCAUAUCGCGCCGAUUCUGAACUUGAUGCUGGGUGAUCAGUCCGAGUAUGAAUCUACCAGAGCUAUGAAGAAAUGGUUGUUGUCUAUUGUUGAGUAAAGGUGUGAGUCUUGCUCUAUAGUGUAUUGACCUUAUCAUGUCCCCUACAAUCUGCAAUACUCGAUUAUCGCAGUUGGAAGGCAGUACCUUUGUUCAAUUACCAUAUGAACCAAAAGCAAUUACAAUUCUAAGAAUUGAUCCUCGAAGACCUGCCACGUCACAUUUAAAUCCCAUCCGGCUGAAUCCAGGGUCUCAGAAAUGGGAAGGCCACGGACCAGUAUCAACCGAGAAAUUGUUACACAGCUCCUCAGCUCUGACUUUUGAGCUGCCUUUCAGGCCCUAUGAAGGCCUCUGCGAUGUUUACACUUGGCAUCUGGCACGGACUCGGGUUGGUGGUCGAUCUGUGAUGCCUGGCACAGCGGGAAUAUUGCUCAUCUCUUUAACGAACUGAAAUCUAUUGCGAGAUCCAGACUUCAAUACAGUCCCCG